Molecule: messenger RNA, 1680 nt
Organism: Zygotorulaspora mrakii
Lineage: Eukaryota; Fungi; Ascomycota; Saccharomycetes; Saccharomycetales; Saccharomycetaceae
Gene: DDE1
Product: Dde1p
Exons: 1
Coding region: 1-1680 (559 amino acids)
Source: RefSeq, a predicted model, not a curated record
AUGGAUUACAUGUAUAUGCUGAAGCUAAUAUUUACCACAUUCAUAGGGGUAUUUGGUGUCAAUUGGUUGUUCCAUAAAUUUUACAUUAGCAGCAAAAGAGAUUUCACAUCAGUUGCUUAUAAUCAGCAAGCCAACAUUUCAAGUGUCCGGAAAGAAAAUGAAACCGCACACUAUAGAAACUUUUUGGUUCCGCUUGGAUUCCCAUUAAUCACUGGGUUGAGUCUGUCUUUGAAAUAUAAGAUUAGAAAUGGCAACUUCGCAGACGUUUGGAAGGCAAUUAUGGAGUUGGCUGGGAAUAAUACCAUUACCUUUAAGAAUGGUGCUGAAUCGGUCAAUUUGAAAGAGGUAAAUGGUAUGGCAAGUCACUUGUUGCAACUAUGCGACCAGUAUAGAAAUGUGGGUAUUGCUGUUCCACAGUCCAGCUUGCAAGGAUUUGUAAUGUCUAUUGCGGCAAUGAUUGGCUCUGUCAAGGGUUCAUUGAAACCCCAUUUCCUAGCAUCAAUCCCUCGUCAGAAAUUUGAGGAUAUGGAUGUGCUACUUAUUAGCUCAUGGAGUGCUUACAAGAUGCUAAAUGGCAGCGAAAAAUGGUAUAAGCUGGUUAUAGUAUGUGAACCUAUGAAAGAUGAUAUCGAUGUUCCCGAUCACGUUCAGUCUUGGGAUUCUAUCUUGCAAGGCUACGUCAUAAACGCAUCAUUUCAGUAUACACCUGCGGAGGAUAAUUCUGAUGACACUAAAAUAGCAGUAUAUGCCACAUCAUCUUGGAAUGCAACAACAAGUUUUACUCAAGGUUGUUUGGUGAGCGGGAUCGCGUCAUUUAUUCAGGGAUUCCCCUCUGGUCACCAGUUAACAUGUGUGGAUUCAUUGGCCGUUGCUGGAAGAUUGGGAGACGUCGAUUUGAGUAUUCAUUUUUGGCAUAAGGCACUGGCGGUUCUUCUUCAUGGUGGUUGUCUUUCGUUCGUAAGUGAACCGGGAGCAGAAUUGAAAAAUCUUCGAGGUUCGACAUUGUUAUUUUGUGAGCCCAAAUUCCUGAGCCAUAUUUUGGAUGAGAUCAAGACAAGAAAUUGUUCACUAUGGCGGAAAUUAAGGUUUGCAUGGGCCACCGCUUUACUUAGCGAAGGUGUAUUCACAAACUCCGGUCAGUCUCCAUUUGCUGCUUUGGAUGAGCUAAGAUGUGUGUUUGUGGCAGAACAUAUACAAAAUACCCAGUUAGUGUCUUCAUUCCCGGAAAGAAUCCCCACAAGACAGCCCUCAUUCGCCGCAUUAUCACGAGAGCUACUUACAAGCGAGAAAUUGAAUUCUAUAAGAGCACAACUUGGUAGUAGAGUAGUUGUAGAACUUUACUGUCCAUAUGUUGUGAUGGGGCCUCUAUUUCAAACAAGCUUUUACGAUUACAGAGUUUUACCAAGUUCUGUUGAUUCUGAUUUCUUAUGCUGCGGUGCAAUUUCAACAAAUUUGGAAGGUAAGUUGGUAAAGACUGAUGAGAAUCCUGAGUUGGAUGUUACCAAAAGACAAGGAAUGCUAUGUGUGAGAGGGUUCACAAUUGGAAAGCCGCUGGAUCACGAUCGUCUUGAAGCCGCAAUGAAACUCUCUGCUAAAUUUAGUGGUGGUGAAGGUUGGAUGCCAAUGGUCGGAAUAUUUGGUCUUUGGGGGAAAGACGGUUGCCUAUACAUCUAUAAAUAG